This is a messenger RNA of Chaetomium globosum CBS 148.51, 1467 nucleotides long. RefSeq lists its product as uncharacterized. Bases 1 to 1467 code for a protein of 488 amino acids. The record is from RefSeq and is a predicted model, not a curated record. The transcript is spliced from 4 exons. NCBI's taxonomy places the organism in Eukaryota, Fungi, Ascomycota, Sordariomycetes, Sordariales, Chaetomiaceae.
AUGAAGCUCCUUGCUGUUCUCGCCGCGACUGCGGCUUUGGCUCCCCAUAGCGCCCUUGCUAGAUGGCUUUCGCGGGCCAACACACCCCCCGGAUGUGCCUUCACUCUCAGUUCGUCGGGGUCGUCAGUUUUUCCACCAACAGAACAGAACGAGGGCUUUAAACUGAUUGCUCCCUCGUAUCACGUCGGGGAGGAAUUAGAACCCCCAACCACACAAAUCCAGUGUGAUCAGGGCAAAUCGCCCGUGAGCGGCUUCUCCAUCGAUGCAUCCAACAACCUGCUGUAUCGAGGCUCGCCCGACUUUUGGGCAUGCCCAGCCACGGACACCGAGUACAACAUCUACGUCAAUCCCGAGUUCGGGCAGACUAAGUGUUUCCCUAUUACCCUGAAGGCGAGUGGCUGUGGUCCCGAAGCCCCGACCUGCGCUCCUCCAUCCACGGUAUGGGAGACACAGACGCAGACGGUCACCGUCAUAGUCACCAAUUCCCAGACUUGCUCUGCGGAACCGACCAGCACGGCUUCCACGUCCUUGGACACGGUGUGUCACCACUGCACGAGGAGUAAAUCCUCCACGAGCUCGAGUGACGGCGGAAACUUCACCAUCCUGCCCAUCAGCACGGAAACAACCCCCCCUAUCAGCCCUAGCAGCUCGGAAAUAUUUACUAUCCUGCCGAUAAGCACUGAUGCUGCCCACAGGAAGCGGAGCCCUUCUCUCGAACACGUCAAGAAGGGGCCCGAUGUGGGCGUUGAGCCUCGUAGUUCCCAUCAUCGCCUCUCCAAGCGGGCCCUUUAUGAGGACUGGAACGCAGUCCGCCAGGCCACGGGGAAUGGCGCUCGGGAUACUCCUGAGAUGAAAUGGGUCCGCACGGGACGAGUCCGAGUGUUCCCGCUGGUGCCCGGCCACCGUCGGCCGGCAAGCGCCUCCUCCCUCGCCCCACAUAGCGCAAUUCAGCCGCAACCCGGUUGCGUCGAGUUCGAGGAGCGCGACCGAGCCCGAAUUCCGAGAUGUUCCCGCGCAUCACAAGCCUCCUUACAGACGCCAGCACCACGCUGGCGGACGUGUCUCCGCCGACCUGCCCCAACGAACGCUUUGCCUGGAUCAUGGGCACCGUCACCGAUGACAGUUGGGACAAGGGGCCGGCCCGCCCUCAAGGAGUGGAUGGUCCGAGAGGGCGUCCCGGCCGGAAACCUCCACUACACCGAAUACAGGGGCGGCUCGGGCGAGGUCGACGGUCCGCCCGCGGGGAUAUUUGGCAAGGCUCUCGUCACCGUGACGCCCGAGACGGACCCGGACACGCAAACGCAGCGAUCAGUCCUCCGCGUGUAUAUGACGAGUGACCUGCCCCGGAUAGUGCUGACCUUCGACAAUCAAGAGGGACGACUCGUCCUCAAUCCUAUCAUGGACGUGAGCCGCUCUCCGCGGACGACCGACGGCAACAGGCGGUACGAUGAUGCGCCGACCGAGUAA